AUUCUGCCACCCCACCACCUUAGUCCUAUCUCAGUUCCCUUCCACACUUUCUCCUCUUCAAUGGAAGACGAUGAUCACAAGGAACUUCAGCUCCUCCCUUCGCCACAAGGCACUGCUUCUUCCUCCAAGAUACCGUCAUGGCCGUCCGAAUCCCCGAUGAAAUUCAGAUCAACGGCAUCGGAUCAUCACUCCUCCUACGACGGCCCGUCGCUAGACCUCCAACUGUCGAUCAGCGUGAGGCCAAUUACUCGGCCGCCUUCGGCCAAUCACGCGGAGGCGAUGAGGUGGCAGGCAGCCGAGCAAAUCCGGCUGGCGGCGGUUGAGAAGGCGUACGCGGAGCGUGUGAGGGAGAUGACGAGGCGGGAGAUGGAGCUGGCGCAGACGGAGUUUGCACGCGCGAGGCACGUGUGGGAGAGGGCCCGGGAGGAAGUCGACAAGGCGGAGAGGAUGAAGGAGAGGGCAACUCGCCGGGUCGACUCUGCGUGCAUGGAGAUCACGUGCCAGUCUUGCAGGCAAAAGUUUCGACCAUAAUUUUAUGAUCAUUAAUUAAAUUUGAAGGAGUUUGUAAGUUUUUCGAGUUGUUGGAUUAAUCUUUCUAUAGUUUGCAAAUGAAAAAUCAGAAAAAGAAGAGAAUAAAGUGGGAUUUGAAGUUUGCGAUUCGCAGUACCGCCUCUCUAUUUUUCUGGCAUAUUUGUACGAAAUAUUUGUUGCCCAGAUCGAAUAAUACAUGUAUGAUUUGGAAGAAAUUCAUGUAUCAUCUGUUAUAGUAACAAAAAUGGUUACAUUA
Molecule: messenger RNA, 787 nt
Organism: Rhododendron vialii
Lineage: Eukaryota; Viridiplantae; Streptophyta; Magnoliopsida; Ericales; Ericaceae
Product: zinc finger protein SHOOT GRAVITROPISM 5
Exons: 1
Coding region: 61-531 (156 amino acids)
Biological process (GO): gravitropism
Cellular component (GO): nucleus
Source: RefSeq, a predicted model, not a curated record